Molecule: messenger RNA, 615 nt
Organism: Aegilops tauschii subsp. strangulata
Lineage: Eukaryota; Viridiplantae; Streptophyta; Magnoliopsida; Poales; Poaceae
Source: RefSeq, a predicted model, not a curated record
AUGGGGCGGACGGGGCUCCGGCGAGUCACCGAAGAGGCGGCGGCUGGCGUUGGGAUGAAGGGCAGCGGCCCCGUGGGCACCGACGGCCGUGGUCGCAGCCGGAGCAGGGCGGCACGGGGGCGGGGCGUCCAGGCGGUGGUGGACGAGGGCGCGCGGGAGCGCGGCCACGCACGCGCUGGGCGCGGCGGGGGGAACGGCGCCGGCGACAGAAAGGGGAAGGGAGGAACCGGGGCUCACUGUGGGAUGCAGGGAUCGGGGCAGUGGGCUCGGGGAGGAGGACGACGAAGGGGCGGCGUCCGGGUCGCCGGCGACGAGUGCGGCGAGACGACGGGGUCGAUGGCGCGGCGCAGGAACGACGGCCUCGGCACGGGACGAGGAGGAGGCCGAGGCACGCGGGGCGAUGGCGGCGUCGGCGGAGACCUCAGGCAGCGGUGGUCGGCGACGGGGUCUCCGGGCGGCGGCGGGAUCGAGGCGGUGAGCGCUGGGGCGCUCCCGAUCCAGAUCGCGCAGGGGGGGAGGGGAAAGGGGGUCGCUCCCCCGAUCCAGAAACGGGGCGGGGAGAGGGAGGAGUGGGGGAGAGUGGGGUGGUUAGGGUUUCUGGGAAGUGGGGGGUAG